AGUAUAUACACGUAUCCCAUGUAAGAUCCACUGUCUGUCAACACAGAUAUAAAAUGAAACAAUGAUUAGGAAUUAGCUCUACGGCACAUCCACAAGUAAUAUAACUUUCUAAACGAGAGAACGCAGCGAUAAAUAGCCCAUACGGUAUCUUCUAUCGAUCGCGAACGCGGCCCCGCGUUGUCCUUGCCAUAUUCCAUGAUUCCACAUGACGAAUACAAAUACCAAGCUUAUUGCAAUACCCAGAAGUAAGAAAUACAUGGCGCUCCCCUAACCCCCUCCCAAAUUUUUCAAGCAGCUGAAAAAUGCUCCUUUUGAUUGAGGAAAAGGGCCCCUAUUUACUUCUAAAAUGCCCUUUCUCACGUGUGAUAAGUGCCCCCUUCAAUUUGUUAUAUUGAGUGCCUUUCCCCUUCUAAUAAGUGCCAUUUUAAUUUGAGAAGUGCCCCUUCUUAUAUUCCCCUUUCCCAUCAGUAUUAUUUAACAUUUUGAUCAUCGAACUUCAUGCCUAUCACCAUCUAAUAUGAAGCCUUUUCCAUUUCUUGUAUUCACAUGUACAGGACAAAGAUCUCAUACGAGGCGUGAUUCUUGUUUUCCUGACAUGUGUAUCCCUCGCCUCUCUCGUUUCUUCGAAUGAAAAGACGGGCACUCGUUGUUCGGACGGAUUACGGCUGAACUACACCUUACCAAUGUUCAACGAAUGUAAGAUGAAACUGCAUCCUAAUGGCAGCAUGGUACGGACCAUUCCAAAGCUCAUCCCAUACACAUCUGCGGAAGCUGCUUGUCCAAGAAGGAAGAGUAAACUGGGGAUCCCACACGGACACAGAGUGUGCAGAUUUCCUGAUUGUGGCAAAAAUAUCUGUGGAAACGGCUGGUGUGAGGAGACUAUGAAAAACUACAAAUGCCACUGCUCUGCCGGAAAUCGAGGGAAACGUUGCAAUAAAGAAUCAAAUACAACACAAGACACCACAACGAUGUCUACGACGGAAUCCACCACCUCACAUCCUACCACAACUACUCAAUCAACUACUACACAAGACACCACAACUCUACCUACGGCGGGGUCAACCACCUCACAUCAUAUCACAACUACUCAUGACAUUGAGGGAGAAAUCCGGCUGGUUGACGGUUACACCUCAGAUCAAGGCAGGGUUGAGAUCUUCCAUGAAGGUCAAUGGGGGACAGUCUGUGAUGACGGUUGGGAUGACUCUGAUGCGAGGGUAGUUUGUCGACAACUUGGAUACUCAGGCAAUGUUGGUGUAGCCAGGAGUCGUGCAACAUACGGACAUGGAUCUGGCCCGAUAUACCUUGAUAGUGUCCGCUGUUCGGGAAAUGAAGCCAGGUUGACUGAUUGCAGUAAUGGCGGAUGGGGCAACCACAACUGCGAUCAUUCCGAAGAUGCUGGAGUUUACUGUGGAGAUGAAAUACAGGUAGAAAUCCGGCUGGUUGACGGUGACAGUUCAGAUGAAGGCAGGGUUGAGAUCAGCUUCCAUGAAGGUCAAUGGGGGACAGUCUGUGAUGACGGUUGGGAUGACUCUGAUGCGAGGGUAGUUUGUCGACAACUUGGAUACUCAGGCAAUGUUGGGGUAGCCAGGUCUGGUGCUGCAUACGGACGAGGAUCUGAACCGAUAUACCUUGAUGAUAUCGACUGUUCUGGAAAUGAAUCGAGGUUGACUGAUUGCAGUAAUCGCGGAUGGGGCAACCACAACUGCGAUCAUUUUAAAGAUGCUGGAGUUUACUGUGGAGAUGAAAUGGAGGGACAAAUCCGGCUGGUUGACGGUAACGGUUCAUAUCAAGGCAGGGUUGAGAUCUUCCAUGAAGGUCAAUGGGGGACAGUCUGUGAUGACGGUUGGGAUGACUCUGAUGCGAGGGUAGUUUGUCGACAGUUUGGAUACUCACGCAAUGUUGGUGUAGCCUGGCAUUGUGGUACAUACGGACGAGGUUCUGGCCCGAUAUACCUUGCUGAUGUCGGCUGUUCGGGAUCUGAAGCCAGGUUGACUGAAUGUAGUAAUAGCGGAUGGAUCAACCACGCCUGCUCUCAUGCUGAAGAUGCUGGAGUUUACUGCGGAGAUGAAAUAGAGCUAGAAAUCCGGCUGGUUGACGGUAAUAGUUCAGAUGAAGGCAGGGUUGAGAUCAGCUUCCAUGAAGGUCAAUGGGGGACAGUCUGUGAUGGCGGAUUGGAUGACCGUGGCGCGAGGGUAGUUUGUCGACAGCUUGGAUACUCAGGCAAUGUUGGUGUAGCAAGGUAUGGUGCUGCAUACGGACGAGGAUCUGGCCCGAUAUAUUAUUUCUACUGUUCGGGAAAUGAAGCCAGGUUGACUGAUUGCAGUAAUGCCGGAUGGGGCUGCCACAACUGCGAUCAUUCUCGAGAUGCUGGAGUUUACUGCUUGAUCUGAGUUAUAUGAUCCACCGGUGGCGUACGCAGGAUUUUUUCAUGGAGGGUGUUUGAAAAUUUGGAAAUCGCGCCG
Strongylocentrotus purpuratus (purple sea urchin) is the source of this 2462-nucleotide messenger RNA. Its product is annotated as deleted in malignant brain tumors 1 protein-like. Lineage: Eukaryota; Metazoa; Echinodermata; Echinoidea; Camarodonta; Strongylocentrotidae. Gene Ontology annotation, cellular component: membrane. The record is from RefSeq and is a predicted model, not a curated record. The coding region runs from base 684 to 2390 and encodes 568 amino acids. The transcript is spliced from 9 exons.